Molecule: messenger RNA, 3297 nt
Organism: Carcharodon carcharias (great white shark)
Lineage: Eukaryota; Metazoa; Chordata; Chondrichthyes; Lamniformes; Lamnidae
Gene: egr3
Product: early growth response 3
Exons: 2
Coding region: 501-1658 (385 amino acids)
Biological process (GO): regulation of transcription by RNA polymerase II
Molecular function (GO): DNA-binding transcription factor activity, RNA polymerase II-specific; RNA polymerase II cis-regulatory region sequence-specific DNA binding
Source: RefSeq, a predicted model, not a curated record
UCUGAGAUUUCAGUGCUGCUGUCUGACAAUGAGCAAGGUUUGCUUUGCCUCUCUCCCCGGGUUUCUCACUUCAUUGCAAGCCCCAAUCUUCCAUGAAGUGCGUUUCCACCUUCGACGUCACCGAAUCUAACUCUUUGUAUGUCCAUGUAAGGGCAUCUACGUCACGGUGCUUUCCUUUUCUCACUAUAUAUACUGAGGGGACCAUAAUUCUUCAGCAGUUCAAUAUUGCAUUGCAAGCUUUCAACAGAGAAACACCAAGAGACAACAGGAGAGAAAUACAUGAUUUUGUUUUCCUUCAUAUUAACUCAGUGACUCCAGCUUCCACCUCAUCCUGCUUGGAAGCCUUUCCAUUGCCUGGCGGAUUUUCUUCAUUUUUUUUUCCUCCAAAAAAAAACCCAGAGAGGAGCAAAAGGAAAGGUUUCUAUCUAUAUCUAAUCGAUGUGAUCUGGGACUGUUAUUCGUUUGUUUGAAGAGGAUCCCCCCGCUGUUUGCGCUCUGAUAUGACAGGGAAGAUUGCAGAGAACAUCCCGGUGACAAUGAGCAGUUUGUUAAACCACCUGCAGGAUACUGUCUACCCCGAGGAUGAGAUUGUUUCGGCAGUACCAACAUCCAUGAACAUUUUUAACUCCGAUUCCGGCAGCGCGUACGGUCAAAUGGGCGGAGAUGGACUGAUGGACGUUGGGAUGGACAAAGGCAAUCAGGAGCUGUCCUAUCCACACACUUUCCAGCACUCAAGCCGGAGUCAAACUCUCACAUACUUGGGCAAAUUUGCUUUCGAUUCGCCUCCUGGGCCACUUGGAGGCUCGAAUUGGUGUCCAGAAAACAUCAUCAACUUGGCGGGCAUCUUCGGAGUCUCUCACUCCCCCUCAACGACCACCCAGACAUCAACUGCCUGCACCAUGGUGCAGAAUCAGGGCGAGAUGGAGCCGCUCUACCAGGGACCAGCAUCAUAUCCACAGUGUAGUGAAAUGUACCAGGAACAGGUCUAUCACAAUCCACCUACUAGCACUACAAACCCUUACUCCAACCAGGAUUAUCACUCCAAAUCCAGCCAGGAGAGUAACAUCUUUUCGGUCAUUCCGGAUUACAACCUGUUCCAUCACCAGAACGACCUGGCUUCAAUUACAGAACACAAACAUUUCACCUCCUCUGUCGACCCCAUUCGGAUCCCUCCGCCCCUCACCCCACUGACCACCAUCAAGGCCUACACAGACUCCAAACAGAUGCCCACUAACUUCAGCCCUCAUCCGCAGCCGCUCACCCUCAAACCCAUCCGGCCAAGGAAGUAUCCGAACCGGCCCAGCAAGACCCCAGUCCACGAGCGACCCCACGCCUGCCCGGCGGAGGGCUGCGAUCGCAGGUUCUCCAGGUCGGAUGAGCUGACCAGACACCUGAGGAUCCACACGGGACACAAGCCCUUCCAGUGCCGGAUCUGCAUGAGGAGCUUCAGCCGGAGUGACCACCUGACCACUCACAUCAGGACCCACACUGGAGAGAAACCCUUCUCCUGUGACUUCUGUGGGCGCAAGUUUGCUCGGAGUGAUGAGCGCAAGAGACACGCCAAGAUCCACCUCAAACAGAAGGAGAAAAAGCUGGAAAAGAACCCAGCCCUCUCGAAUCCAACUAACCCCAGCACCCCGGUGACUACCUGUGCUUAAACUCCAUUCUCUCCAUGUGCACAAAGAUGAGAGGUUAAAUUGUACUAAAUCAGCUUCAGCACCAGGCCAUGUACAACAGCCGCAGAGUGCGUCCUUCAGUGCAGUGGAUUUUUUGCACCUUUUAUUCCGGGGCCCGAGGUCACUGCUCACCCUCUUGCGCCCGUUUUUUCCUGGCGCGCGCAACGCGAAUCUGAUUUGCAGCCAAUUGGCGCAGGGGGCCCAGGCAGGAUGGAAGCAUUCCGUGAAGCUGCACUCAGCUCUGGCGGACUUUGCCUCUGUGCAAAUUUUAGACGAGUGUGCGUGUGUGUAUGUGUGUGUGUUCCAGGCGCAACCCUUCCGUCAAACGCUUAGCGGAAUUUCGGCGCAGCUCGCGAACGGGACGCCACCAUGUCGGCGGAAUAUUGAACACUGCCUUGUGAAGCAUCAAUCUGGAGCAAAUUUUGUUGAAGCGUAGAUAUAAACACCUCCCCUUCGUACAGGGUCUUCUUGUGGAAUGGACAACACAGACCAUGAGCUAUCAGCCCACCACCCUCCUCCAACUCCGGCUGAGUUUUGUUGAGCACAUUUUUGGUCAGUGCAGAGUGCUCAGAGCAUCAACCAGGGAACCUGUUUAUAAACCCGUGAGAUUUUAUGAACGGAUCCAAUUGAAUACACCGACCAAGCGAAAGAGACUCUUCCAAUUUCACCUCCCCAAAUACUUGCUUGGGUCUCCCAACUUUGCACAAUUGCUUUCUGGGUUUUUUUUAAACAAACCUCGGGAGGGUCACUGCAGUCUUUACCAGCCGACUGUACAAAUGAUCAUCCUCCUCAUCACACACACGCCAAACAAGUCGAGAAGUUCCUAGGUUUUCUUGGGUUCCACUGCCGUGUAAGAACCGCCAGACAGACAGACAAUGUGGUGUCCUGCAAUUUGGUGCGGACUCCUUUAAAUUGACGCUCUCUUUUUUGACUUUUGUGUUUUGUGUGUGUGCGUGUGUGUACUGCAGUUUUACAUGGCAAACUGGGUUGAGCCAUACUGGGAGUGCAAGUCCCAUCUGGAAAAUCACGCCACUUGUACACUCAGAACUUAAGUUGUGUUGUUUCAUUUCCACCACCCCCCACCCCCUUUUUUAGGGGGAGCACUUCUGCACCUUGACUGAGCACUCCCAGUCAUUAAUCUCAAGCAUGUUACUGCACGCUAACAUUUAUUUCCUCGAAAACUGUGCGCAAAAAAAGUUUUAAGCUGUUCUUUCAAGGCAGAAUGUUUUCCUUUAUUGUUUGCUCUUUCCAGUUUUUAAUGUCUGCAUGUGGACAUUUUAUGUCAGACAUGGGAUCAAAGUGGUUUGAUAUUUACAGUCAAGAAGAAACCUGUGGGAAAUGCGUUUUUUCCGGAAGAUUUUUGCAUACAGUAUUUUGAACAGAGAUGUAUUAUAUUUUGUGGCUUUAUUUUUAAGAUUUUAUGGUACCUUAUAAUAAGGUACAUGCUUGAUUUUGUGAAGAGAUGGUGAUUAUUCACCGAUGUUCUCAUUGGCUUAUUGUCUAUUGUAAUGCAAAUACUGUAAUUUAGUUAAAGUAUAGGCAUUUGACAGAUACCUAAUGUAUUGUUGUACCAUUUGCACUGUGGGCAAAUGCUGAAACAUAAAUAUAUUGUGUUUGCUGA